GCUGAAUUCGGGGACGUCAUCGUCAGGGAGCAGGGUGCGUUGGAACGGCGUCUUGGGCUCUGUGAUCUUCAUUUUGGCGCAUUUUUGGGCUUCCGUGAGCUUCAAAUUUUCCUCAUCCCACUUUAGGCUUCGUUGAGCUUGACGUUUUGUUUCGCCUCCCGCGCCUGCUACUCCCGAACCUUUCACACCACCUGCGUCGUCUUCUGCUUCAUCUGGCUCCAGAGAACGCGAGUGCUUUAAAAUCGACUUCAUUGCUAUGGUAAAAAGUCCACCGACGGAGGAGGCACCACCAAGUUACGACGAGGUGGUGGCAGCCGAGCUCGCUGAGCUGAACAACCGUAAAAACCAGCGGCCGGCGCAACCAUCAGGAGGUGGAGCGACAGCCGCCAGCUCACCCACCUCAGACGUCCCUCCACGUCUCCCUCAUCGUCCUACAGCGGCACCUGGUUACUCUCCGGCGUCGCCGUACACUCCUCCUCAGCCCUACCAGGCCGGAGGAGCCGCAUACCCCGGCUACGGUGCACAGUCCGCGGCGUACGGAGUAUACACCCCCACCUACCCCGCCGGGUAUAACGCGGGACAGCCGAGCUACGUCGGGGUGUACCCCUCGGCAAUUCCGGGCCAGUCCGCGGGAACCCGGGGAGCACCGUUUGCGUAUCCACCGGGCUAUGUGUGCUACAAAUGCCACAACACGGGCGUGAAAUCGAACGGCCAUCCGUGUGGAAUGUGCGCGCGCAUGUUUGCCCGGUCAUUGCCCGUCGUCAACGGUCGCCCGCCUCCGGGCGCACUGGUUGUCCAGCCUGGUGACCCGCGAAUUCCCGGAAAAGUCUGUGGAAACUGCAAGGGACGCGGGUAUGUCGACUAUUUUCUCUUUACAGACACCUGUCCCAUCUGCCGUGGCAUCGGAAAGGUUCAGUAGAACCCUCCAGCAGCCUACAGCAGCCUAGCCGUCUGCCAGUCUAGUUGUUUACUUUUUCGGCUCUUAAACAAAGUUUUGCACGUUCAAUAAUAAUCCACACUGAUUGGCCCAUAUUUCGCAUUCUCCGACACAUGCCAACCUUAAUUAAAACGCGU
This is a messenger RNA of Schizosaccharomyces japonicus yFS275, 1074 nucleotides long. RefSeq names its product fungal protein. NCBI's taxonomy places the organism in Eukaryota, Fungi, Ascomycota, Schizosaccharomycetes, Schizosaccharomycetales, Schizosaccharomycetaceae. Bases 257 to 919 code for a protein of 220 amino acids. The transcript has a single exon. The record is from RefSeq and is a predicted model, not a curated record.